Molecule: messenger RNA, 2648 nt
Organism: Phragmites australis (common reed)
Lineage: Eukaryota; Viridiplantae; Streptophyta; Magnoliopsida; Poales; Poaceae
Product: probable leucine-rich repeat receptor-like protein kinase At1g35710
Exons: 2
Coding region: 36-2426 (796 amino acids)
Biological process (GO): hormone-mediated signaling pathway; protein phosphorylation
Cellular component (GO): plasma membrane
Molecular function (GO): protein binding; protein kinase activity; ATP binding
Source: RefSeq, a predicted model, not a curated record
UGUGCGUUUAGAGCCUCGUCACCUACGCGGCUGGCAUGCGUCUCCUUGCUCUCGAGAUGUCGCUGGUGCUGCUUCUUGCCUUACCACUCCUUUUCUCUUGUGCAAAUUCGACGGAGAUGCAACUGGAUAAGGAAGCAGAAGCCCUUCUUCGAUGGAAAUCGAGCUUAGACGACUCCGGGACUUCAGGCUGCCUCAGGUCAUGGAGCAAGGGCACCAGCCCGUGCAACUGGACUGGCGUUGCCUGCAGCAUCGCGGUGCCUCGUGGCCGUGUCCCAGGUGUGGCCAACAUCUCCCUUCCCGGGUGUCACCUCUCUGGCCGGUUAGAUGGGCUCGACUUUGCAGCUUUGCCUCGUCUUGCCCAUCUGGACCUCAAUAACAACUCCCUCUCAGGGCGAAUCCCGCCAAUCAUUGGUACACUUGAUGAGCUCACUUCAUUGGAUCUCUCAAGUAAUGCCCUCUUGGGACCCAUCCCACCAUCCAUAGGUAAUCUUACUAGACUAACUUCCCUUGAUCUCUCUCAGAAUUAUGGGUCCCUAAACGGACACAUCCCUUCUACACUUGGCAUGUUACACAGUUUAAAGAAGCUCGAUCUAUGUCGUAACAGCUUUUCUGGCCCAAUACCUCCUAGUUUGGGAAAUUUGACUACAUUGGAUUUCAUAGGCCUUAGCUUUAACAAUUUAUCGGGUAAAAUUCCACAUGAGUUUGGGAUGCUCCGUAGCUUGACAUUCCUACAUAUGCUUGGCAAUAGCAUUAACGGUUCCAUUCCUGGAAGCAUUGCAAGUAUAACAAGGCUAGAAUUGUUGGACCUUUCCAACAAUCAAAUACAUGGUUCCGUCCCUUCCACCUUCUGGAAAUUGACCUCUCUAAGAAAACUUGUUCUUGCCUCCAAUCAGAUUAAUGGACUGCUGCCACCAGAAAUAGGAUUUCUGGUUCAUCUCACGCAUCUAGAUUUAAGCAGCAAUCAAUUUACGGGAAGCAUUCCACCUCAGAUAGGACAAUGCCAGCACUUGUUGCUGUUGCACAUAUCAGACAAUUUAUUGACAGGGACAAUACCACAAGAUCUUGGGGGAUGUACUGGCCUAUAUGACCUGGAUUUAAGCAGAAAUAAUCUAAGUGGCACCAUCCCAAUCACUCUUGCGCAGCUUUAUCAACUGCAUAACCUGAAUUUGUCAUUCAACAGUUUGAGUGGCAGAUUUGGUGACACAUCUUUCCCUGCACUGAAUGCCUUAGUUUCUCUUGACCAUAAUUUGGAUAUCUGUGGUGAUCAACGGUAUGGCUUAACACCGUGCGAUGCACCAGAGCUUGAUGGAAAAAACGAGGGGAAAAGACAUAAUAAACGUCUUAUUUUGGCGCUACUUCUUGCUUUUGGUCUGUUUUGCUUCAUUUGUCUUGCAAUAGGAAGCGUGACAUCUUUUUGUUGGAGGAGAAAAAUCGCACAAACCAGUAGCAAAAGCAAGCCUGGAGAUGUGUUUUCUGUAUGGAAUUUGGACGGGAAGAUUGCAUUCCAAGACAUACUCGAUGCGACAGAAAAUUUUGAUGAUAAAUAUUGCAUUGGUGUUGGGGGACACGGGUCUGUCUUCAGAGCUGAGCUUCAAGGAGGAAGUGUCUUUGCAGUCAAGCUGCUCCACACAAUGGAUGAUUACAGUGAUGAAGGAGCAUUUCGUGCUGAGAUCGACGUGUUGACAAAGACAAGGCAUCGAUGCAUAGUCAAGCUGUAUGGAUUUUGUUCUCACUCCCAGUGCAAAUUUCUUGUAUAUGAUCUCAUCGAAAGGGGAAGUUUAGCAUCCAUUUUGCAUGAGGAACAGCUUGCGAGAGAGCUUGAUUGGCCCAAAAGAGUUGCCAUUGUGAAGGAUGUAGCUCAAGCUCUCUCUUACUUGCACAAUGAUUGUGAUGAACCCAUUAUACAUCGUGACAUAAAAAGUAGCAAUAUCUUAUUAGACCGUGAUUUUAAAGGUUAUGUCUCAGAUUUCGGCAUGGCUAGGAAGUUGAAGCAUAAUUACUCAAGUUCAAGUACUAUCUUUGCAGGGACAUGCGGCUAUAUUGCACCAGAAUUAUCAUCUACAAUGGUAUUGACGGAGAAGUGUGAUGUCUAUAGCUUUGGUGUGGUUACCUUAGAAGUGGUGAUGGGAAAGCACCCCGGAGAUCUGCUACUUCCGUUCUUUUGCCGAACAGAGCAGCAUACAAGGCUCAAGGAUAUCCUGGACCAACGUAUUGUAGCGCCAACGAGCAAUGAGGAAAAAGACAUCAUUCUACUUGUUCUUGUGGCCUUUGGUUGUCUGCAAAUUGACCCAAAAGCCCGGCCAACAAUGCAGCAGGUUUAUCAAGCACUCACAAACAGAAGCUACCCAAUGCCCAUCCUGAAGCCCCUUCAUGAAGUGAAAUUACAAAAUUUGCAUGAUUUCUGUGGCGCCAUACAGAAUAUAUGAUGGUCCGUAGCCCUAAGAUCCGGUUGCCAAUUAUUUGGCUUAUGUACUUGUAUCUUGUGUCAAUUCUGCAAAGGCCAGUGUAGUAAAUUUUGGACAUAGAUGCUGAACGUAAUGUGGGAUGAACUUUUUUGUGGCAAUAAAUCAUCAUGAAACAUACAAUUAUUAUCACAAGUACAACAAGGGAUAGACCAAUUUUGGAAUUCGAUGCGGACCUAUUUGUUA